AACUUCUAUGGCAACAAGUCCACUGAUUUAUUGACUAUAUUAUCACGGCUCAGCAGCCACUUGGUACUCCUCUUCUGUCUGACAAAUCAUACGUCCGGAUUGAAGUGAUAUCCCGCCGGCGCCGGAACCUCCCUUGACAGGAUACGGCUCAUCAUUUGGGACAACCGAAAUAGCCCCAUUCAAUUCUUAGACCCGUCAUCCAUCAGUCAUCCAGAAUGAGACAGACGCUUCGUAUCUGCCUCUCUUCGACGACGGCACUCGUGGCGGUCAUCCUCGUUCUUGCCUUGAGCGCCAGUGCGUCUCCGGCCAGCCCCGCCCUCCCCCGGCGUGAAGAUCUCGGUCAUCAGACCACCUUUUCCGUCGGACACCAUCACGAAGAGGAGCCUUUGGCUGUUGGAGCAACGAACGAGGUGGAAGAUUACACCGGAUAUGAGGUCUGGCGACUUAGCCUGUUAGGAGGACAACAGGUGCAGGAUGAUGGUCUCGAUGCGGGCAAAGCCGCAAAGCACGUCAUGGAAGUUGCACGGCUCCUUGAUCUGGACAUCUGGCACGCAUCGCGAUCGCAUGUCGACAUCCUCCUUUCGCCCAAGAUCAAGUCCCACUUCUUCUCCCUCCUCCCCCGCUCCUUACACCCUACUUCCCCCUUGGUCGACACGGACCUUCUCCAAACCCUGCUCUCGCGCCCUCAUCACCGACAUCAUCGACGCCCACCCCCUUCUCAGCCUCCCAUACCAAGCCCUCCGAUCGAUCCUUUCAAUCUUACCACCCUGCAAUCGCCUUACCACGACGCUUAUCAUUCCCUGAGCAACAUCACCGAGUUUGGGAAACAGUUGGAAAAGACCUUCCCCGGGCUGGUUAAGAGGUUCAUCGUCGGCAAGAGUGCCGAGGGAAGGGAUGUAGAGGGUCUGAGGCUGCACAAGUUUGUCAAUACUACCGGUGACGACGAGGAUGAGAUCGACUGGUCGCCUCGAACUUUGAUGGGAAGGAGGAAGGGCAACGUGGAAGAAGCUAAAACGAGAGUUUUCUAUCUUCAAGGAGGUCAACAUGCCCGAGAGUGGAUCGCUCCCUCUUCCUUGCUCUAUUUCGCUCAUCAUCUCCUGGUUCAAGCUGCUCAAUUCAACACGCACAUCGUCCACCUUCUGGAGACGUACGAGUUCAUCAUCGUGCCUACGAUCAACCCUGACGGCUACGAAUACAGCCGAGAUCAUUCGAGGCUGUGGAGGAAGAACAGACAAGACUUGGAUUACAGGAACUGCAAGGGUAUCGACAUGAACUCCAACUGGGGCUACCAAUGGUCGCCGAACAUGAUGGCUAGCAACCCAUGCUCGGAAGCUUACCCCGGUUCCGCUGCUUUUGAGGCGGUAGAGACCAAGCUUGUCGCCGAUUUCUUGGAGGAGAUCAAGGAGAUCCGGGAUGUCAGGGCGUUCGUCGAUAUUCACAGUUAUGGCCAGCUCUUCAUGUUCCCCUAUGCUUACUCGUGUUCGGAUUUCCCUGGGGAUGCUGAGACGCUCAUGGAAGCCGGUCUCGGUGUGGCCAAGGCGAUGCGGAACACGCAUGGGACCGUCUACCAGGCCGGACAAGCCUGUGAUCUGGUUUAUCGAAUGUCGGGAGAUUCGAUCGAUUAUGCGUACGGAUCUGCCAAGAUCCGAUGGAGUUAUUCUGUCGAGCUGCGUGAUACCGGUACAUUCGGGUUCCUACUCCCUCCCAGUCUCAUCAGGGAGACCGCUACCGAGGUCACCGAGGGAUUGGUCUACCUCGCCAAGUUUAUCAACACUAUCGAAGGGUUCGAGUAGGUUGGAUACUCGUCGGGACAGACAUCAAAGAAGGGUUUCGGCCGUGGUGUUGUAAUAAAAUGGAUAAGACGGAUUGUUCUACAUCGAUCAUCGAUAUCGUAUAUCAUCGUAUAUUCAA
This is a messenger RNA of Filobasidium floriforme, 1911 nucleotides long. RefSeq lists its product as uncharacterized. NCBI's taxonomy places the organism in Eukaryota, Fungi, Basidiomycota, Tremellomycetes, Filobasidiales, Filobasidiaceae. The record is from RefSeq and is a predicted model, not a curated record. Gene Ontology annotation, biological process: proteolysis. The coding region runs from base 216 to 1793 and encodes 525 amino acids. The transcript is spliced from 9 exons. Gene Ontology annotation, molecular function: metallocarboxypeptidase activity; zinc ion binding.